Molecule: messenger RNA, 859 nt
Organism: Diatraea saccharalis (sugarcane borer)
Lineage: Eukaryota; Metazoa; Arthropoda; Insecta; Lepidoptera; Crambidae
Source: the annotation of a GenBank genome assembly
CUAAAUUCUUUAUCAAUCCUGCAAUAACAAAACGUUUCUCCUACUAUUUUGACGGUGCUGUCAUGUCACUGUUAAAAUGACAAUGACAUUUCACAUUUAAAUUAAAAGAAGAACCAUGGCGUCGAUAAUUCGCCGCGGGGUUUCUUUUAUGAAAAAUUCAUAUAUAUCUUCGUCUGCUCGAACGAUUGUUACCACCAAACAGUUAAAUAUUAAAGAAUUGCGAGAGCAAAAAGAUGGUUCCAAGUUAGUUAUCGAAGGUGUUACACUGCCAUCCCUUCGAGCCCAAUUACUCGUACGUGCCCAGAACACGAAUCCUUCGCUGGUUCCUUCUGAAGGAAAUAUCGAGAAGAAACCUUGUUAUAUGUGUGCUCUAGGCCUUGAUGUGAAACACACGGAUGUGUUAAUACUAAGCCAAUUCGUGAGGUCAGACGGGUGUAUGCUUCCAAGACGUAUAACAAAAUUGUGCCGCCGUCAACAAAAGAAAAUUGGCACAAUGGUUACAAUGGCUCAAAAAGCAGGACUGAUGAUUAAUUUGACACCAGGGAAUUGUAAAAAAGACCCUAAAAAAAGAAGAGACUAUAAGAAGUUUAAUACUUACUUUGAUGAAAAAACUAUAUUUAUGAAAAGGAUUCCUGAUCAAAGUGAUAAGUUCAAACGAUAGCAAAAUGAUAUUAAAUAUUUAUUAGGUUGAACAUUUAUAGUAAUUAUUGUAUAAAUACAUAUAAGACUUUGAUAGCUUGCAGAAUUUCUGUAUAUUUCAUAUAUUGUCUUAUAUUUCUGUGCAAACUUCAUUUUAAUAAAGUAAGUCUAAACAGGUUAAAAUGUUUACAGAUUUUUUUUAUUAGAUGAUGCAAAUUUU